UGCACCCUGAGAGGCCGUCCUUGGUUGCUGGGAGCCCUUGUGCCGGGCCUUCUCUCCCUGUUGACUUCCAGAAACAAGCUGCUGUCUGGGAGGCAGAAGAUGCCCCACUCCAGUCUGCAUCCAUCCAUCCCACGGCCCAGGGGUCACAGGGCCCAGAAGGCAGCCUUGGUCCUGCUAGGUGCCUGCCUGGUGGCCCUUUGGGGGCUGGGGGAGCUGCCAGACUACACUCUCCAGUGGCUGGUGCUCCACCUGGCCUCCCAGCAGAUGGGACUGCUGAUCAAGGGGGUCUGCAGUCUGGCCGAGGAGCUGUGCCACGUCCACUCCAGGUACCAAGGCAACUACUGGAAGGCUGUGCGGGCCUGCCUGGGCUGCCCCAUGCGCUGUGGGGCCCUGCUGCUGCUGUCCUGCUAUUUCUACUGCUCCCUCCCAAACGUGGAUGGCCUGCCCUUCACUUGGAUGCUUGCUCUCCUGGGGCUCUCACAGGCACUUAACAUCCUCCUGGGCCUCCAGGGCCUGGCCCCAGCAGAGAUCUCUGCAAUCUGUGAAAAAAGGAACUUCAAUGUGGCUCAUGGGCUGGCCUGGUCAUAUUAUAUUGGGUACCUGCGGCUGAUCCUGCCAGGGCUCCAGGCCCGGAUCCAAAUUUACAAUCAGUUCCACAACAAUGUGCUACGGGGUGCAGGAAGCCACCGGCUGCACAUCCUCUUCCCGUUGGACUGUGGGGUGCCUGACGACCUGAGCGUGGCUGACCCUAACAUUCGCUUCCUACACAAGCUGCCCCAGCAAAGUGCUGACCGUGCUGGCAUCAAGGGCCGGGUUUACACCAACAGCAUCUAUGAGCUUCUGGAGGAUGGGCAGCUGGCAGGCAUCUGUAUCCUGGAAUAUGCCACCCCCUUGCAGACCCUGUUUGCUAUGUCACAGGAUGGCCGAGCUGGCUUUAGCCGGGAGGACCGGCUUGAACAGGCCAAACUCUUCUGCCGGACACUUGAAGACAUUCUGGCAGCUGCCCCUGAGUCUCAGAACAACUGCCACCUCAUUGUCUACCAGGAACCCGCAGAGGGAAGCAGCUUCUCCUUGUCACAGGAGAUUCUCCAGCACCUUCGGCAGGAGGCAAGGGAGGUUACCAUGGGCAGCGUGGGGACCUCGGUGAUGCCCGUUCCCUCCACACUGUCCCAAGAGCCUGAGCUCCUCAUCAGUGGCAUGGAAGAGCCUCUCCCGCUCCGCUCAGAUGUCUUCUGAGGCCCAGGGUCACCUUCCCUGAGCCCCUGGUCAUCCCCAAGACUCUGGAUUGGAGGAUUUCUUUCUUCAGCAGCUAGAUGCCUAGCAGAGCCAUUUCCUCCCAUAGGGGGCCUCUCAGAGAAGGUCCCUGAGUUUGACAUCUCAAGAUGAAUCUUAUGACCUUGGGCAAGUUGUUUCACCUCUCUGAGCCUCAGUGUCCUCAUCUAUGAAAUGGGAUUAUAAUCAUUGCCCUACCUACCUCACAGGGUAGUUUUUGUGAGGACUAUGGCUGUAUGGGUUUUCUGUAAACUCUAAAUGCCAG
Molecule: messenger RNA, 1537 nt
Organism: Physeter macrocephalus (sperm whale)
Lineage: Eukaryota; Metazoa; Chordata; Mammalia; Artiodactyla; Physeteridae
Gene: STING1
Product: stimulator of interferon response cGAMP interactor 1
Exons: 7
Coding region: 100-1236 (378 amino acids)
Biological process (GO): defense response to virus; activation of innate immune response; autophagosome assembly
Cellular component (GO): autophagosome; endoplasmic reticulum membrane
Molecular function (GO): 2',3'-cyclic GMP-AMP binding; cyclic-di-GMP binding
Source: RefSeq, a predicted model, not a curated record